Astyanax mexicanus (Mexican tetra) is the source of this 6793-nucleotide messenger RNA. It is a transcript of the gene upb1, whose product is annotated as ureidopropionase, beta. Gene Ontology annotation, molecular function: beta-ureidopropionase activity. The transcript has 10 exons. The record is from RefSeq and is a predicted model, not a curated record. Bases 96 to 1250 code for a protein of 384 amino acids. NCBI's taxonomy places the organism in Eukaryota, Metazoa, Chordata, Actinopteri, Characiformes, Acestrorhamphidae.
CAGGCUACAUUUCAUCACUGUGAGCAGGUUCGCUCUGAGCGCGGGUGGAAGAACUCGGACUUUAAUUUCGACUCGAACAACUGAAAUCCCCCAGAAUGUCGAAAAGUACCUUUGACUCUGUUGAGAUGAGUUUAGAAGCUAAUAUUCCUGCCACGGAACUCAAAGAAGUUAAACGGAUUCUAUAUGGGAAAGAGCUCAGGAAGUUGGUCCUGCCCCAGAGUGCACUGGUGGCGGCACUGGAAAGGGACUUCGACCUGCAUGGGUACGUGUUUGAGGCAGAACCGGAGCAGAUCAGGGCAGCGAGAACUGUCCGCGUGGGGCUUAUUCAGAACAAGAUAGUUCUUCCAACAGAUGCUCCUGUUCUUGAACAGAUUACAGCUCUGCAUAAAAGAGUGGGUGAGAUGGUCGAUGUCGCUGCUGCUUGUGGAGUCAAUAUAGUCUGCUUCCAGGAAGCCUGGACAAUGCCAUUUGCUUUCUGCACAAGAGAACGGGCACCAUGGACAGAGUUUGCUGAGUCUGCUGAAGAUGGUUUUACCACUCGAUUCUGCAAAGAGCUGGCGAAAAAGUACAACAUGGUAGUAGUGUCACCCAUUCUUGAGAGGGAUGAGCUUCAUGGAGGUACACUGUGGAAUACAGCAGUUGUGGUGUCCAACACUGGUAACGUUCUGGGGAAAAGCCGGAAGAACCAUAUUCCACGUGUGGGAGAUUUUAAUGAGUCCUCAUACUAUAUGGAGGGCAACACAAGACACAGAGUCUUUAAAACACAAUAUGGAAAAAUAGGUGUGAAUAUCUGUUAUGGUCGUCACCACCCUCUCAACUGGCUGAUGUACAGCAUGCAUGGGGCUGAGAUCAUCUUCAACCCCUCAGCCACAGUAGGAGAACUGAGUGAACCAAUGUGGCCAAUUGAAGCAAGAAAUGCCGCCAUUGCCAACCACUGCUUUACCUGUGCCAUCAAUAGAGUCGGGACGGAAUAUUUCAAGAAUGAGUUCACAUCUGGAGACGGCAAGAAAGCGCAUCAUGAAUUCGGUCACUUUUAUGGCUCCAGCUAUGUGGCUGCACCCGAUGGAACUCGGUCCCCGGGGCUAUCCAGAAUUCGUGAUGGGUUACUGGUUGCAGAACUGGACUUGAACCUGAACCGUCAGGUUGCAGACAAAUGGAACUUCAAGAUGACCGGGCGGUAUGAUAUGUAUGCGGAUGAAAUCACCAAGGCAAUCCAGCAUGAUUUCAAGCCCAAUAUUGUCAAAGAGUGAGCCCACCACUGAACACCAAAAAACAAUUUGUAUCAAAAGGGUCCUCUAUUAUUGUGGUAAAUAGAUGACAUUUUUAUUUGUAAUUAAAAUGAUUAAUAGCUGCUUUGAUUGUUUAUAAUGUAGGGUAAUUCACCCCAGCAUGACUUGGAUGUGCAAAACUCGGAUUUGAGAAAUCCUAGAACAUGAAAAGAUGACCAGUGAGUCAGAGCUUAGAAUUUAAAAUAUAUUAAAGUUUACUGGAAAAAUAGUUUCAGCAUUACAGAUGAUAUAUAUAUAAAAGGAACAAAAAUUGAUAUAUAUAUAUAUAUUAGAAAAGAGUAAAGGUACAUCAACAAGUUAACACAUAGUGUAAUAAACUCUAGACAGAUCGACACAUUCACAACCCAGAGAGAGAAAGAGAGAGACAGAAAGAGGGAGAGAGAACAAGAUGAAAAGAAAGCCAGUCGAGGGAGUGAGGACCCUUGGGCGUCUCCUCCCCUCAUUCAACACAGACUUCAUCCAAGCAGUUAUACAUUUAUGCAAAUGACAUAUGAUUGGACAGAAUCUAUCAAUAUGAUUACGUCAGCAGAGUCCAGUUAACAGCUUGUUGUCCAGUUCCUAUGACGUGAUCAGCUCCAGCCUGUCUGAGCAACAAGUUCUUAUCAUGAUGUUGUUCAGCUCUAUGUCCUUUUUAAACACAGCAAACAGUGCUUGUGUUUCAAACAAUCCUUAAGUGUCUGUGUGAAGAUGAAACAAGAGGAAAAGAGUGGAUGGAAAGAUCUUCUGGCCUGAGUAUGACCUUACACCGUGUAGAACAGGCAUGCACUGGCUAUCUGAGGAAAGGUUCCCAGCACUUCACUCAGAGAGCUUGUUAUGUUUAUUAAGAAGCAUAGCAUUGAUAGAGUACAGCAUAUCAAGAAGAACUUUCUUCAGAUUUUCAAAUGACAAGAAAUGUGUGUAUACAUAUAUUUAUAUAUAUUAAUACUUAUUCAUAAAGAAACCACCACAACAACAACAACAAAACAAUCAUAACCCCCUUCCUCCCCUUCCCAGUUGCUGUGCGUGUCAAGUGCUUUUACAUUCAGUUACUUUCCAAAUAAGAAAUAGAAGUGGACCACAUUUUUUCAAAAGCCUUAAGAUUAUCUGUUAGAAUAAAUUGUAUUCUCUCCACGUGUAGCAUAUUUGUCAGUUAUUUUAUAAAGGUAUAGAAAGUAUGAGCCUCUUAUUUUAUUUUUUUCAGAAAAUAAAGAUAACUUUUUUUACAAUGAGUACAUAUAUAAACUAUAUUAUAGCCGUAGAUGUCUAGGUGUGACCUAAUAAUUUCUGCUAAAGGCUCGAUAGCUAAUGCGAACAACAACGGACUCAGCGCACAACCCUGUCUUGUGCCUCCAGAUAACCUGAAAGGAGAAGAAACAGUUUUAUUAGGAAGAAUGUUGGCUGUAGGGUUGCUGUAUAGUAUUUUGAUCCAUGAUCCUAGUAUUAAUUUCCUCAAAACCAUAAAUAAGUAUGCCCAUUCAAUACGAUCAAAUGCUUUUUCAGCUUCAAGUGACACUACAGCAAGUUCUUCUAUGGGUGCUCUUGGUGAGUAUAUGAUAUUAUGAAGGCGUCUGAGGUUAAAUGCUGAAUGCUUAUUGGAAAUAUAUCCUGCCUGGUCUGGAUGUAUUAAAGUGUCAAUAAAAUGACUGAGCCUUCUUAAAAAGGUUUUGGCUAGAACUUUUUUAUUUGAAUUUAAAAGUGAAAUAGGUCUGUAAGAUCCUACUUCUUCUGGAUCUUUUUCUUUUUUUGGUAUUACAAUAAUUAUUGCUUUGGUGGUAAUAUACAUGAAUACAUUUUGUAUAAAAUUCAUUACCAUUCAAAACCAUCCAGAACAGGUGAUUUGCCAUUUUUAAGGGUUUUUACAGUUGCAGUAAUUUUUUUCACUUGUUAUACCUGCAUUGAGUUGUUCACAAUCUUCUUGGCUCAGGGUAGAAAUUUACAAGCAUCCAAGAAAUCCUGCAUUAUAACCAUAGGCGACCUGCUAUCGGAUGUGUAUAAAGCCUCAUAAUAAUCGAAAAAACGUUCAUUUAUAUCUGCAUGUAAUAGAACUGUUUCGCCUGAUUCACAUUUAAUUUUAUGUACAGUACGAUCAUUUUCUAAUUUUUGCAACUGACGAGCUAGCAGUUUUUGUGGUUUGUCACCAAAUUCAAAAUGUCUCUGUUUUACAUACAUAAAUGCUUUACUAAUUUUGACUGAGGUUAGUUUUAGUUUAUAUAUCAGGGCCAUCAUUUCUUUAAGCUUUUUCCAGGAUUGAUUUUUAGAGUUCUCAUUGUCCACUAAGUGAUAGGAAUAUUCUCUAGCUAAAGGGUUAAAUACCCUCCAUACAUCAGGCACAUUCAUAUAUUUGAUAAAUGUUUUCAACACUGUGCUAGCAGCAGGGUCACAGCCCUGUGCUGGUCAAGCACAAAGUCGCCUCCUAUUAUUAGGUUAGUAUUUUCUAUAUCUGGAAUUUGACCUAGAACAUUUCUAAAAAAAAAACACUGUGGGCCGUCGUGAUUUGGCCCAUAGAUGUUAAGGAAGGUAAAAAACCAUAUUUGCCCAAUAACCAAGAUUAACCUACCAUCCCUAACCUAUAGUAUUGCUAAGCUUAAAAGGAAUACCCCUAAACAGAAUAGCUGUUCCUCAGGCUUUAAUGGGGAACAUGGGGUGGAAUAUGUGUCCAAUCCAUUUAGACCUAAGUUUAAGGUGGGAAUAUUUUUUUAAAUGUGUUUCUUGUAGAAAUAUUAUGUUUUCUGAAAGACUUUUAAAUGUGAAAGCACUCUCCCUCUCUUCACUGGACCAUUGAUUCCUCUAAAAUUCCAGGAGACACACGUUCUAAUUCCUAAUUAGUUUUGGUACCUGCCAUCUUUCCAGUGUUCAAACAGAAAUGGAUACAUCUGAACUGCACAGCAACAUAACACCCACCCAACCUUAAACAAACUAAUCCUAAAUACUGAAACCAUGUCUAGCUGACAGUCUAUGUAGGCUACAGCGCGACUACCUAACCCUGUAAAGGAUAAGAUUAAAGGAAAAACUGAUAAAAAGUACAAACAUGAACUUACUACGUAGUUAGUGCAGUUCUGUUACAAGGCAGGUGAAAGGCAAGGUAGUUGUAUUCAUUUAAAGCAGUCUGAGCCUUGCAUAAAGAGUCAGAAACACCCACUUCCACAAGUAUAGUAGCAAACAUCAAGUAGAAAAAGUAGAAGUCACAGUGAACACAGUCAGUAACUGAUAUUUGUUAAGGAUGUCCACCAGGGGAGACAUUAAAUCAUUUAAGCCUCUACUUUACUGUUCCCUCUCCAAAAUGCUGUUCUGCUUACCGGAGGGCAUCCUUUGGGUUGGUGAAGAGUGUCUCUGUACCAUUAAACGUCACCCAUAGUUUGGCCGGGUAGAGAAGUCCAAACUGCACUCCAGGCUUGUCCCGAAGAAUGCCUCUAACGGGUGUGAAUGCCGCUCGUCGCUUUACCACGACGGCCAGAAGGUCUCUGAAGAUCUGUAUUCGCUGACCUUCGAAGCUCAGAUUUCUGGCCUUUGUGACUUUAUGCAUGAUCUCUUCGAAUAAACUGCAAUAGUGUAUACUUUGGAUGAUGUUUCUUGGCGGGGCAUCACCAGGAUGCGUGCAGAGAGCUUGGUGUGCGCGGUCAAUGAACGUCCAUUUUCUUUUCCUUCCUUAACACCUGUAAUUCUUAGAUUCUGCGUUUUAGAUCGCUCCUCUAGAUGCAGACACUUUUCCGCAAGCUGCUCCACUUGGCUCUGGAGGCGCUUUACCGUCGUUUCCAUCUCUGUGACCAUGUCUGUUGUACGGGAGACCGACUUUGUCAGGUUGGUCAGGGCUUCGGCAUGCAAGUGUCAGAUGGGAGAAGUCUAGACUCACUAGGGGCAAUGGUUGGUGUGUUUUGUAGGGGGGACUUUUGUUUUGACAGGUUGCCAUAGAGUUUAGGGUUGGAGACGGAAAGGGGAUGGCGGAAGCGCUAUCAAUUGCCUGAUAGACAGGCCAACUAGCCUGUGACUGUAUGGGGCUGGAGACGCGCGGGCCAAUGGGAGCCGUGAGGAGGCGGGACUUGCCGCAUGUUUUCCGCAGAUAAGGCUGGCUGGUGUCAUGGCGGGGGAGAGCAUCCCGGAGCAGGAGGGGCGAGUCGGAGAGUGGAAGCCGAGGGAAACGGAGAGGUCAACGGCGGUCCGCAGCAGGGUGGCGAAAACUACAGCGACGGAGGAUUCUUCCCGGCGGUGACACGCUGUAAGGGCGAGGUGACAGCGUACGGGGCACCAGCAAGUAUCGGCGGGACGGAGGCUGCCGACACAGUGCGGAGAGCGGCCGCCAUUAACAUCCACCCAGGCGCUGGAUACUCGCACUGGGGGCUGGGGUUUCUCUGCUCCCAGGCAAAGUGUGAGUAUAAACUUGAAUUGGGUGGAAAAGGAUACGUUGACUGGGUGCUAGCUGGGUGUAGGAUCCGCAGCUUGUUAACUGGGGAGUGAUUGUGUCGGUGUGUUUGGCCAGAGUACUGCUGCUUGUUUUCUCUGCCGUAGUGACGCGUUGGAGCACGUGUAGACGGCGUGGGACGCAAAGGACGCCGUAGUAGCUGGGACACGUGGAGUACCAGCGCCCGUAGCCACUCUCUGCCGCCUGGAUGCUCGGGACUUGCCUUGUAAUUGGCUGAAAGGCCUAGCCACUGUAACUGGAAGUAAGACUGUUUUAUGUGGGUGGGAAGCUAGAAAUAAGGUUUAUUGUUUUGGUAGUUUGAUUUGUACCUUACUUGAAUUGAGAACUGUGCUUAAGCAUUACCUGUAACUACGUCUUGGCUGUAUAAUAAGGGGAUGUGGUACACCUGGUAGGACUGUGUUUUGGCUAUUGUUAACUUAGGGUUGGCCAGGGUAUCACCUUCAGUCCAAGUUAAGUUUAGCAGGUGGCUAGGCUAAGAGAGUUUUGAUUAUUUCUUUGAGGUUUAUUAACUAGUGUUUGAUUUACUUUCUUUUUUUGCGUAUAUUUGGAUGUUUUGACUUAUACCAUUCGUUUAAAGCUUUGGUUUGAGCUUUCAGUUUGAGCUUUCAGUUUGAGCUUUCAGUUUGAGCUUUCAGUUUGAGCUUUCAGUUUAAGCUUUCAGUUUAAGCAUUCAGUUAAGCAUUCAGUUAAGCAUUCAGUUAAGCAUUCAGUUUAAGCAUUCAGUUUAAGCAUUCAGUUUAAGCAUUCAGUUAAUGGUUUCAUUAAAUAGUUUCAUUUAUUGUUUUUGCUUAUUUUAUUUAAUGUUUUUUGGUGAAUAAGUUGGCUUAAUGCCUGUGGUGAAUAAUUUCAUUUAAUGCUUUUGUUAAUAAUUUCAUUUGCUGUUUUUGGUUGAAUUCAUUUGCUGAUUUGGUUAAUAAUUCCAACUAAUGUUUUUGGUUAAUACGUUUGGUUAAUAAUUUCAGUUAAUCUGUUUAAUAUUUUGUUGGUUUAUAGUUUUGGGGCAACAUUUAUAAAAGUGGGUAAUAAUUGAGUAUUUUAGCAGAUGGAAGCCGGUAUUUUAAAAGAAUGUAUUGUCUGACAGACAUUUAAUAAAAUUUGUAAGCGUUAA